Molecule: messenger RNA, 627 nt
Organism: Magallana angulata
Lineage: Eukaryota; Metazoa; Mollusca; Bivalvia; Ostreida; Ostreidae
Exons: 1
Coding region: 1-627 (208 amino acids)
Source: RefSeq, a predicted model, not a curated record
AUGGGGAACAGCAGACAAAGGAGUGCAAAGGAAGCUAGUAAAAAGGGAAGUCCGAGUGAUGGAGGAAGACUUAAGAAUGGCAAAAGCAGUAGCAUUAAGAAACAAGGAAGAUGGGUGAUUUGGGAAGCAGCAAGGCAGCGGAAAGUGACCUGGAAUGACAUAUGGUCGAUGGAGCCAGACAGAUUGCAGUUUCUCCUCAGAUCAGAAUAUGACGUGCUACCAAGCCCAACAAAUUUGGCAGUAUGGGGCUUAUCUGAUGACCCAAAUUGCAAGCUCUGUGGAAAACCAACAAAUUUUGAGCAUAUAUUGUCAUCAUGUUCCGUGGCAUUGUCUGAAGGUCGGUAUACAUGGAGGCAUGACCAGAUACUUUCGGUACUCGCAGACUCUUUCGAAAAAGCCAGGAAGAGACCACCACCAAAGGACAAGCGGCUCAAGUUCAUCAACGUUGUUAGAGCAGGAGAGAGGGAGAAGAGUGGCGGCACUUUGGAGGGUAGAGGACUUCUUGGCACGGCAGGAGACUGGCAAAUGCGAGCUGACCUGAAGACCAGAAUGCAAUUCCCAACGAAGGUAGCAUCCACCUACAAGCGACCUGACGAAGUGAUCUGGUCUCCGUCAUACUGGAGCUGA